Prorocentrum cordatum is the source of this 630-nucleotide messenger RNA. The record is from the annotation of a GenBank genome assembly. NCBI's taxonomy places the organism in Eukaryota, Dinophyceae, Prorocentrales, Prorocentraceae.
AGAAUGUCGUGGACGGACUGCCGGAGGAGCCGUACACCUGCUACGUGGAGGCAGCCAGCGAGCUGGAGCAGGAGGACACGGUCAGCGUGACCAGCGUGUGGAAGCCGUUGCAGACGGUUCCAAGCGAGGAGGGCUACACGACGGCGAUCGAGAAGAUCAUGAACGAGGGGAUGGAGCAGCUGAAGGACUACCCGACGUGGCGCGAGAAGUUCGUGCGCACCAUGGUCGAGAGGUUCGGGGCAGCCCUGCCUUCUUCCUCGGACUGGGAGACGGUCUCGUCUCCAGGUGGAGCGUACACGUCACCGAAGGUGGAUGACGAGGACAUGGGCAGUGGGGACACGAGGGGCGCCCGCACUCCCUUGCGCAGUGCGUCGCGGCGUUCGGCCCGGUAGACGGCCAGAGGGGUGAGGCUGUGAGCGGGCUUAGCUGCAGAGGCUCUCUUUCUCUUUCUCUUUCCCCCCCGUCCUUCUCUUUUCUCCGCAGCCUUCCAGGCUCUGGCACCUUGGCCCAGGGAGGCCAGACGGCCCUUUUCUGCCGCACAGGAGUGCGGCGACACCACCAGAGGCAGGCGCGGGCGCGCCUGAGAAACCAGCAUCCUGGCCAUUGCUGCUGCUCUGCUGCUGUGCUGUG